This is a messenger RNA of Bombina bombina (fire-bellied toad), 2005 nucleotides long. Its product is annotated as RNA polymerase II elongation factor ELL-like. Gene Ontology annotation, molecular function: cis-regulatory region sequence-specific DNA binding. Gene Ontology annotation, cellular component: transcription elongation factor complex. Gene Ontology annotation, biological process: snRNA transcription by RNA polymerase II; transcription elongation by RNA polymerase II; positive regulation of transcription elongation by RNA polymerase II. The record is from RefSeq and is a predicted model, not a curated record. Bases 28 to 1830 code for a protein of 600 amino acids. The transcript has a single exon. Lineage: Eukaryota; Metazoa; Chordata; Amphibia; Anura; Bombinatoridae.
GCUGGGGGGAAUGGUGUUGUUGUUAAGAUGGCGGCGCUGCAGGAGGAGCGGAGCUACGGGCUGUCCUGCGGGAGGGUCGGCGGUCGGGUUUCUGUCUUUCACGUCAAACUCACUGACAGCGCCUUGUGGGCUUUUGAGAGCUAUCAGAGCAGUCAGGCCUCCAUAAGUCUAAAGCCAGCUAUCCGAUUCCAAGGAUGCCAGGGGCAAAUCACGAUUCCCCGGCCAGACAGCACGACAGAAGUACGAACAUUCACGUUCUAUCUGUCAAAUGUUGGCAGGGAUAGUCCCCAGGGGAGUUUUGACUGCAUCCAGCAGUACAUUCAGAGUAAUGGGAAUGUCAAGCUGGACUGUCUGGGUAGCAUCCAGGAUAAAAUCACGGUUUGUGCCACUGACGACUCCUAUCAAAAGGCAAAGCAGAGCAUGGCACAGGCGGAGGAGGAAAACAAAAGCAGGAGUGCCAUUGUAAUCAAAAUGGGCAGCCGAUAUGGAGGUAAAAAGGUUCAAAUCCGUAAGCCAGCUCCUGGAGUCCCUGAUGCAGUUCCAUCCCGGAAAAGGCCAACGCCAGUAAACCUUGCUAACGCCAUCAAGAAAAGUAAUACGGGCCUUUCUCAACGACCCUUCAAAGAUAGGGUAGUGCACUUACUGGCCCUAAAGUCCUACAAGAAGCCUGAGCUCAUCCUACGGCUGCAGAAGGAUGGUUUGUCCAUUCAGGACAAGGAUUCACUAGAUGGCCUCCUGCAACAGGUGGCAAAUCUGAGUGCCAAAGAAAGCACAUACACUUUAAAAGACUGUAUGUACAAGGAGGUGCAGAAGGACUGGCCUGGCUACUCUGAAGGAGACCAGCAGCUGCUAAAAAAGCUACUUGUCCGGAAGCUGAGUCUCUCACAGAAUCCAGGAGUUGCUUCUGGAGAUGUUGCUCCUCUGAGCCCCUCCAAAGACAAUGUGAAUUCCUCUUCCCCUUUCCCUCAGAAACGACCUCCUCAUAAUCCAGAGUUUAUUGACCCUUUAGCCAACAAGAAGCCUCGAAUCUCCCACUUCACACACCGGUCCCAACCAGCUUUGAAUGGGAAGCUGAGCUCCAAUGGGAAGGAUUCCCUUGCCGCUGCCUCUCAGAUACCAUCCUUGGACAAUGUCAGUUCCAGCUCCCAUCUACCAGCAGCACAUGAACCCCUCUCAGACUCUGUUCCUGACAUCCAGCAAAGAGACUGUGUGAACCAAGAGGCCUCUGAGAGGCUUUCCCACCCUCCUCAGACACAAUGUCCUACAGAGGCCAAAAAGAACUGUAAUAACCUGCAUGGAAAACCCAAAAAGAAAUCCAAAAAGCACAAAGAGCGAGAGAAAACAAAGGAGAAGAUGGGGGAGGAAAAGAAAAUCUGCAGCUUAAUCAAGAACUCAGACUUAAUUGGCAGCACUCCUCAAGAUACUAUAGAUUUAAAUGGAACGUGCAGUAACUCCAGCAUUCCUACGUCUACAUCAGAAAUGCCAGAUUAUUUACUGAAAUACACAGCAAUCUCCUCUCAAGAGCAGCGUCAGACUUAUAAGAAUGACUUUAACUCAGAGUACAAUGAGUACAGAGAUCUACAUGCAAGGAUAGAGAGAAUAACACGAAGAUUUACACAACUGGACUCUCAGCUCAAACAGCUUUGCCAGGGUACAGAAGAUUACAAGACCAUUCAUGAUCAGAUCUUACAGGAAUAUCGCAAAAUAAAAAAAUCAAAUCCAAACUACAGUGAAGAAAAAAAACGCUGUGAAUAUCUCCACAACAAACUGGCUCACAUAAAAAAACUUAUUGCACAAUAUGACCAACAGCAAUUUCAGUCCUGGCAUUAAUGUGCUCCACUAGUUGACUUGUUAAACAUGUCUGCAACUCAUUUUUCUGCAUCUACUUGUGGAAAUAUGUUUGUUUUUUUGUUCUCAAAAUGCAAACACCAAAUACUGUACAAAUCCAAGACAACCUAUCCAGUUGGAAAGUUACUCUAUCAAACAUCUCCUUACUGUUCAUCAA